Molecule: messenger RNA, 637 nt
Organism: Syngnathus typhle (broad-nosed pipefish)
Lineage: Eukaryota; Metazoa; Chordata; Actinopteri; Syngnathiformes; Syngnathidae
Gene: fmc1
Product: formation of mitochondrial complex V assembly factor 1 homolog
Exons: 2
Coding region: 64-396 (110 amino acids)
Cellular component (GO): mitochondrion
Source: RefSeq, a predicted model, not a curated record
UGAUUAAGUUGGUCUGGUUGGAGAGCGCAGACAUCGCUCCCCGAUCAAAACAUUUCUCUAAAGAUGGCAGCGUCUCCGUCUUCCUUGCGCGUCUACAGGGGAAUUCUCAAAGAGUUGCGGGCCAUGCAAGGGCAAAAUUAUAAGCAGUCGCUGGCGUAUAACUACGUAACAGAUCAAUUUCGCAAAAAUCAGGUGACAGGUGAGAGGCUUUGCCGUGCCCAGCAGGAGGCGCUCCAUGCCUCCCAAACCUACCUGUGUCUGCUGGCAGCCUCCAGGAACCACCAAAUCCUGCAUAACCUCUACCAUGGAAAGGGAGAGUGCAGCACUGAAGAGGCGGCGGGUCUGGUGGGGCUCAGGUUGCCGACUCAGCCAGGAGGCAAAGGCUGGGAGAAGUGAAGGCUGCACGGGGAGCGAUGGAAGAAUUGAUGCCUCGUGAACAGCAACCUUCAAACGGACUAUGUGUUAUUCGAGAAGAGUAAAAGCUGUGGACUCUGCCUGUGUGGAAACAUGUGGAGAAAGUGUUCUCAAUAGAUGUACCCAACAAUGUAUCUGCUUUAGUCCUGCAAAUGUUUUUAAAUAUUCAAAAGCAGUGGCAGGCAACUAUUCUACUUUCUCUAUUAAACUAUUCAUUGCUUAA